AUGCAGUUCUCUAUCUCCACCCUCGCUCUUGCUAUGGCUUGCAUCUCCAAGUUUGGACAGGCAGCUUCUAUCCCCGUUGGGGCUGAAGUUGAGGCCCGCGAACUUGAUAAACGCGCGAGGUACACGCACUGCGCGUGCCAGUACUCCUCUCAAUCUGGCAUAGAUAAUUACACUACUACGCGUGUCGUUAGCUAUAAUGGGCACAGGUGGAAAAUGGAUAUCCGAGAGACUCCACGCGGCGAGUAUGGCGCUCGCUUUACUGGGUAUUAUGCCUACGCAACAUCUGGCUUUGUUGAUGGAAAAGCCUUCUGGAAUGAGUGUAAGCAGAAUGGUGCUGCCGACUCGACCUGCUUUGGUAGGCAGUAGGGUUAUAGCAGCACUUGUCUAUAUUCUGAGUACAUUUCUGUGUAGCCGUAACUUCUAAACACUCUUUUAAAUACAUUGUAUUUCUUCUUUACUUAGAGAG
Messenger RNA from Bipolaris sorokiniana ND90Pr, 466 nucleotides. RefSeq lists its product as uncharacterized. NCBI's taxonomy places the organism in Eukaryota, Fungi, Ascomycota, Dothideomycetes, Pleosporales, Pleosporaceae. Bases 1 to 366 code for a protein of 121 amino acids. The transcript is spliced from 4 exons. The record is from RefSeq and is a predicted model, not a curated record.